Messenger RNA from Lecanosticta acicola, 1212 nucleotides. NCBI's taxonomy places the organism in Eukaryota, Fungi, Ascomycota, Dothideomycetes, Mycosphaerellales, Mycosphaerellaceae. The record is from the annotation of a GenBank genome assembly.
AUGGGAUUUAGCUCGUUCUUCUCCUCAAUCCUGGGCACGAGGCCCAAAGAUACACCUGCUGCUCAGCCAGCUCCUCGGCCUCGACGCGAUCAUCAUCUUGCCGUGAGUUCUACUCACGAUGCCCGACCGGAGGAUCGUGGCCGUGAGGAGGGCUCCAAACCAACGACAGCCUUACCGAGCGCUUUGCCACAAGCCGCACCGCAACCAGCGAAACCGACUCGGGAAGAAACGAAGGGAGAGAGGAAGAGCAGAAGAUUUAGCAUGGUACGACCGGAGAACCAAUCGAAAAAACGUCGAAGCUGGUUUGGCGGCUCCCCUGAUCCUGACGAAGAUAUCCCCGCUGUGCCCAGGCUGGUUCAGACAAGUGGCCAUGACCGUGGGAGCUCGAGAGACACAACAGUCCAGACCGGAACGGUACCCACAACAGGCGACAAUGCAGCCAAGUCGGCAUCCACGCACAAGACAAAGCGCUUCUCCAUAGGACGCGUUCUGACUGGGGGGGAGAAGAACUCCCAAGCGGACAAUUUAUUGUCGCCUCGACGGCCGUCGUUUAGCUUGCGACGGCAAUCAUCGAGCAAACAGGGACGGGUGACUGUAGAAACCUUGCCACCGCUACCGGCGAUGCCAAUUUCGGUCUCGCAGCCAACAAAGCCUGCCACGGCUUCAUUGCCCUCUGCCAACCGUCGUAACGCUCCUUCUGUCAAGUCUAUCCACAGAAGCAACAGCUCUAAGCGGAGAUCGCGGGGCUUCUGGGCAUCUUCCAACCCUGACGAUUCGGAAUCUGAUGUGCCACCAGUGCCAGGCCUGACGAGAGAUCGUAACCCAGAGUCUGAUGAUGCCGAUGACGAAGAAACUCCCACCACAAGGCUUGUACACACGAUGUCUGGCGGCGAAGAUGCCAAGCAACCGCGACCACUGAGCGUGAGCUCAAGGAAGUCAUACGUCCCGAAAGCUGCUGCGAAAGGUUUCCUCACUUCCACCAACGGUGCCUCGGAUGCCACGCGCAUGAGUUACCGGAAAUCCUUCAGGAUAGACUCCACUGCAGACUUGAUCUGUCUUACCGAGGACCAGCGGCUAGAGUGGUCCAAAUUGAUGAACGAGCCACAUCGAUCUUACGAGCAGCCAACGAAGACGGCUGAACCCGUCAAUGAGGAGGAGAAGUUCUCAAAUGCACAGGCGUUGGCUGCGCUGGAAUUUGGAAUCCGAGCUUAG